Molecule: messenger RNA, 1839 nt
Organism: Nakaseomyces glabratus
Lineage: Eukaryota; Fungi; Ascomycota; Saccharomycetes; Saccharomycetales; Saccharomycetaceae
Gene: VPS52
Product: Vps52p
Biological process (GO): endocytic recycling; Golgi to vacuole transport; retrograde transport, endosome to Golgi
Cellular component (GO): GARP complex
Molecular function (GO): syntaxin binding
Source: RefSeq, a predicted model, not a curated record
AUGGAUGUGCUAAGGGAAACGUUGGGCAUUAGUGCUGAUUUUCAGGCAAAAGCGAUAAUUGAUCAAGAUGAUCCUUACAGUAUUUUCUGCAAAGAACAUAAUCAGAUUGGCACAACAGCAAAUCAAAAACUUUCUGACGACCGAAAUAAACUAGAACAUAGAAGAGAAGUGUUACAUAACACUAUAGAUAAUAUAAUCCCACCAUUAAAAGAAUAUUUGAACGAAUUUAAGAAUACGCUAAAUGAACAUACUAGAGACCUUGAUAAUAUCCGAGAAAAAUCGACAUAUUUGAAAACACUCUUAGAAUACAAUUCAGAUAAAUUAAAGAAUAUAAGCCCAUUGGUGAAUGAUCUAAUUAUACCUCCUGAAGUAAUACAAGAUAUAUUACAUGGUAAGAUCGAUCAAUCGUGGCAAGAAAACAUCGACUUUAUAAUGGAUAAGCAGGAGAUCUAUAAGAAAUAUAAGGAUCAAGGUUUUGAUGGUUUAAAACCAAAAGAUUUUAAUGAUCUAUGUGAUAUUCUAGACGUUCUUAAAUUGGUAAUUCUGGAAAGAUCAAAGAAGUACAUAGUCUUUAAAAUUAAAUCAUUAAGAAGUAAUACUCCAGUUCCAUCACAAAAGCUACAAUACGAAUUGAUGAAUGUAAAUAAGAUUUUCCAGUUUAUGGUAGAAAAUAAUUUAUCUAUGGCACUCGAACUCCGUCAAGCCUACGCAUACACCAUGAAGUGGUAUUAUUCAGCAUAUUUUGGCAGAUACAUAAGAUCACUAACAAUUUUGUCAUUUAAAAACAUUGACAACCAUUAUGUUCUAGGUAACGGAUUAUCUAUUUCACCACCAGGCUAUGCUAAUACCAACAAUAGUGGAUAUUCCUUCUCGAGUUAUUUGAUGCCAACUUCCUUAUCAACUGCAACGGUGAGCGAUGAUUCAAUAAAUCAAUACUUUCAAGUGGAGCGAAGACUUGACUUACUUACCAAGGAGGAUAAUACUGUGAUGGUCUCCCAAAUUGCGGAACAUAAUCAAAGAGAAAACUAUUUAGAAAUUGGUUUCAAAAACUUAAACUUGGCCAUCUUAGAUAACUGUGCAGCCGAGUUUAAAUUUUUAUCCACAUUUUUUAAAACGAACCACAAUUCAGAAGGUGAAUUGAAUGGUGUUCUUGAACAGAUAUUCCAACCAACUUUUAACCAAGCAAUUGAAUAUACAAAACAACUAAUACAGAACACAUUUGAUAUAUUCGGCAUCUUAAUUUCAAUCAGAAUAACAAAUUUACUGCAGUAUUCAAUUAUACAGAAAUCUUUACCAUCUGCAAUUGACGAUUUUUUCAGUGUUCAAUUAAUUACCUUGUGGCCGAAAUUCCAGCAACUGAUAGAUAUACAAUGCCAAAAUAUUAGAAAACUAAAUAUAACUGUAAGACCAGGAAAAAAUACUGGAGUAGCUGAUAUUUUAUCGUCACCACAUGAAUUAACAGUACAGUUUGGUAAAAUGAUUUUCAGCCUUUUGACAUUAUCAGUCAAUCAUAAGGAGAAUGUGGAUGAACGUUCAGAACCUUUAUACCAAUCCAUACCUAGGUUGAGGAAUGAAUUUGAGACUGUAAUGACAAAAAUUAGUAAAACCACGAAGUCUCCAGAAAAGUUUUUAGCAGUAAAUUACUUGUAUUUGUACAAUUUGAUGCAGCAACAGAAGUUGACACACUUGACAGAAGAGAGCAUGUUGUCACCUGUUGUACAGCAAGGUACAUUUGAUCAACAAAUUGGUGAACAGCAAAGCAACAACGCCGUACCUUUAUUGAUCAAAGAAACAGAGGAUCAUUUUAAAUCAUUAGUUGAAGCAUUCAACAAGGAGUAA